Plasmodium inui San Antonio 1 is the source of this 549-nucleotide messenger RNA. RefSeq lists its product as hypothetical. The record is from RefSeq and is a predicted model, not a curated record. Lineage: Eukaryota; Apicomplexa; Aconoidasida; Haemosporida; Plasmodiidae. The transcript has 2 exons. The coding region runs from base 1 to 549 and encodes 182 amino acids.
AUGAAUACCUUUAGCCACAUGGUGAAGAUUGCCCUUUUUACCCUCUUCAUCUACAUCUCGGGUAACAACGGAAUUAGCGAAUAUCACUUUGGGAGAGGUUUCGGCAAAGGAAAUAUAAGAUGUCUUACCCAAAUGAACAGAGAAUUUGGAAGACCAGAAUUUAGCGCGCAAGGUGAACGAAGCCAAUUUGUCAACGGGGAAAACACAACUGAAAAGAAAGAUGGCAACAGAGAAGGCUCAGAUUCUCAAAACGGCCCAUGGAAUAACUACUACCAGGGCCCAUAUGGAUCCGACCCACAAAUGCACGGAGGAGUCUACAGAAACGGUGGUGCCCCAGAGUAUUACAACAACAACGACAACAUUAGAUACGUAUCCCCAAGAAAUAACUUCAAUAAGGAGUUAUCUGAAAAAUUGAAGUCCAACGCUAUAAUUAUCAUUCCAGCGAUGUUGAUAGGGUUAUAUUUUCUGAGAAACACAAACCCCCAGACUUUAAUAAUGUUAGCCGCCAUUGCUGGUAUUUUAAUGUACACUAACCAUUACAUCAGUUAA